Molecule: messenger RNA, 1863 nt
Organism: Pichia kudriavzevii
Lineage: Eukaryota; Fungi; Ascomycota; Pichiomycetes; Pichiales; Pichiaceae
Exons: 1
Coding region: 1-1863 (620 amino acids)
Cellular component (GO): nucleus
Molecular function (GO): poly(A) RNA polymerase activity; RNA binding
Source: RefSeq, a predicted model, not a curated record
AUGAACAACCACUUGACCACCAGGCAGUACGGUGUGACACCACCGGUUUCUACCGAGGGACCAACAAAGGAGGAAAUUGCGUUGAAUGAUAUGAUGAUUGAAGAACUUAGAAAUCAAAAUUCUUUUGAAUCUGAGGCUGAAACAGAAAAAAGAAGAAAAGUUUUGAUAACUUUACAACAGUUAACUCAGAAGUUUGUUUAUACAGUUUCUAGAAGGAAAAAUAUGAGUGAAGGUAUGGCCAAAGAUGCCGGUGGGAAAAUCUUUACAUUUGGGUCCUACAGAUUAGGAGUUUAUGGUCCUGGUUCAGAUAUAGAUACAUUGAUUGUCGUCCCCAAACAUGUUACUAGAGAAGACUUUUUCACUGUUUUCGUUGAACUAUUAAGGGAGAGACCAGAAUUACAGAAGAUUCAGCCAGUUCCUGAUGCUUAUGUUCCAAUCAUCAAGACAAUUUUCGAUGGCGUUGAUAUUGAUUUAAUUUGUGGCAGAUUAGACAUUCCUCAGAUUCCUUUAGAUUUAACUUUGGAAGACAACAAUUUACUAAGAAAUAUCGACGAGAGAGACCUCAGAGCCUUGAAUGGUACUAGAGUCACCGAUCAAAUUCUUCAAUUGGUGCCCCAAAGAACCGUUUUCAGACACGCCUUGAGAACCAUCAAAUUGUGGGCUCAAAGGAGAGCAAUCUAUGCAAACAUGUUUGGUUUCCCCGGUGGUGUUGCAUGGGCAAUGCUAGUUGCAAGGAUCUGCCAACUUUACCCUAACGCCGUUGGUGCUGUAAUUGUUUCAAGAUUUUUCAAUAUUUAUUUGCAGUGGAAAUGGCCUCAACCUGUCUUACUAAAACCGAUAGAAGAUGGUCCUUUACAGGCAAAGGUAUGGAAUCCAAGAAUUUAUGGUCCAGAUAGAGGUCAUCGAAUGCCGGUUAUCACUCCUGCAUAUCCAUCCAUGUGUGCAACCCAUAAUAUCACUGCGUCGACACAGUCCAUCAUUUUAUCAGAGAUGCAGCGGGCGCUGGUGAUAAUGAAUGACAUCCAAGUUGGUGAGAAAACAUGGUCAGAUUUAUUUGCGAAACAUGAUUAUUUUUAUAGAUAUAAAUAUUAUUUGACAAUUGUUGCUUCUUCAACUGGUAAAUAUGAAGACCAUAUAAAAUGGUGUGGUAUGGUUGAAUCCAAAUUAAGGUUAUUGGUCUUGAAGAUUGAAAACGUUCCUGGAAUUGUGAUAGCACAUCCUUAUGUUAAGCCCAUUUCAACAUCUUAUAUUUGUAAAACAGAAGAACAAGUCAAGAUAAUGAACACUUUAUAUGGUACUCUAGAUGGUGAGAAGUACGCCAAGGAAAAUCUUGAGGAAAUAACGAUCAAUGACGAUACAGAUACAGACAAGCUAGAGGCCGAUGUUGCCAAGGAGGGCAAUUAUCUGAUACAUUUAAUGAAACUCUACAUUGGAUUGGAAUUGGAUAUUAAGGGAAAAGAAAAAAAGAUGAACAUCCAAGUUCCUUGUACGGAAUUUGAUCAAAUAUGCAAGAGUUGGAUUAGUUAUAAGGAAGACGUUUUUUCAUUAGGCAUCAAGUAUGUUAAGUUGUGGGAUCUACCCAACGAUGUAUACGGGGAGGGGGAGAAAAGGCCAGAAAAGUCAACCAAAAAAAGAAAGACCGACAAAAAUAGUAAAACUAACAAGAAGCUCAAAAUGGUGGAGAACGAAAGUGGGGCGGAGAGUAGCCAAGGAACCCCCAUUCCCAAUAGUGGAUCUUCAAACUCUAACGAUUUAAAUAAUGAUGGCGAAACCGGGACAGCAGGGGCGGCAAGAGCAGCUGCAGCAUCAACAGGAGCAUCAUCAGCUUCUGCAACGACUACAGCCACUACAGCUGCUGUGUGA